UUUUUUUCUUCCUUCUGCACUUUUCGCUUUUGAGCCUUUUUUUUUUAUUCCAAAAAAAAAAGUCUCACUGUUUCUUCUCCCUCUUCUCGCCUCUGCCACUUGAUGUUCUGCUUCCAGCACAUCAGCCUCCUUAUUAGUGACUUUGCCAGCGCACCCCAGCACGUUCAAACCUACCUUCGCGAACGCGAGCUUACCAACAACUCGGAUCAUCUCCUUUGAUCUUUAGCCCCACGCGAUCUUUGAUUUUUCUCCUUCUAAAAAAAAAAAAAAAGGACUUUUUAACUUUUUUUUUUUUUUUUUUUUGAUUUUCGUUCUGGCAAAGCACUUUUAAGUUUCUCCAUUCUUUUCCCCCCCACUGCGCACCCGCUUCGUUUUUCUUUUUGUCGAGAAAAAAACCCGCCUUUUCAUCACCGCAAGAAAAUGACGUUCAAGGUUAACUCUCCCACUGUCACCUACACUGAUGCCACCAUCGAGUCGCGCGUCGUCUACGAGUCGACCGACCUGACCUUCGACCCCAAGACCGGCGCCGUCCUCGAGGUCACUCCGACUGCCACCAACUUUGUCUUCCGCACCGAGCGCAAGGUUCCGCGCCUGGGCAUGAUGCUGGUCGGCUGGGGUGGCAACAACGGCUCCACCGUGACUGGCGCUCUCUUGGCCAACAAGCACAACGUCUCCUGGAACACCAAGGAGGGCACCCGCAACCCCGACUACUGGGGUUCGCUCACCCAGGCUUCGACCGUUCGCCUUGGCUCUGGCCCCAACGGUGACAUUUUCGUCCCCUUCAACCACCUGCUCCCGAUGGUCAACCCCAACGACAUUAUUGUCGAUGGCUGGGACAUUUCCUCUGCCAACCUCGGCGACUCGAUGAAGCGCGCUCAAGUCUUUGACUAUGAUCUCCAGCGCCAGCUCUACCCCAUGAUGGUCAACAUGCGCCCCCGCCCGUCCAUCUACUUCCCCGACUUUAUUGCUGCCAACCAGGCCGACCGCGCCGACAACGUCCUCACUGGCUCCAAGCAGGAGCAGAUGGAGCAGAUUCGCCGCGACAUUCGCGAUUUCAAGGCUCGCGAGAACCUCGACAAGGUCAUUGUCCUCUGGACUGCCAACACUGAGCGCUUUGCCGACAUUAUUCCCGGCAUGAACGACACUGCCGAGAACAUUCUCAACGCCAUCAGCCAGGGCCACUCUGAGAUUUCGCCCUCGACCCUCUUUGCCGUUGCCUCCGUCCUCGAAGGCUGCACCUACAUUAACGGCUCGCCCCAGAACACCUUCGUCCCCGGUGUCGUCGACCUUGCCAACCAGCGCCGCGUCUACAUUGCUGGUGACGACUUCAAGUCUGGCCAGACCAAGAUGAAGUCCGUCCUCGUCGACUUCCUCGUCGGCGCCGGCAUCAAGCCCACCUCCAUUGUCUCGUACAACCACCUCGGCAACAACGACGGCAAGAACCUCUCUGCGCCCCAGCAGUUCCGCUCCAAGGAGAUUUCCAAGUCGAACGUUGUCGACGACAUGGUUGCCUCGAACAACAUUCUGUACAAGAAGGACGAGCACCCCGACCACGUUGUCGUCAUCAAGUACGUCCCGUACGUUGCCGACUCGAAGCGCGCCAUGGACGAGUACACUUCUGAGAUUUUCAUGGGCGGCAAGAACACGAUUGUCAUGCACAACACUUGCGAGGACUCUCUGCUCGCCUCGCCCCUGAUCUUUGAUCUCGUCAUCCUUGCCGAGAUUUGCGAGCGCAUCACCUUCAAGACCGAGGACAUGGCCGAGUUUGACCGCUUCAACUCUGUUCUCUCCAUCCUCUCGUUCAUGCUCAAGGCCCCGCUCGUCCCCAACGGCACCCCCGUCGUCAACGCUCUGUUCCGCCAGCGCGCUUGCAUUGAGAACAUUUUCCGUGCUUGCGUCGGCCUCAAGCCCGAGAACCACAUGAUGAUUGAGCACAAGCGCCCUACCAACACUGAGGCUGUCCCGAUCGUCCGCAAGUUUGCCGAGGCCAAGAUUGACUCUGUUGCCCCCGUCGCUACCGGCACUGGCUCUGCUUAAAUCACACGAGCAGAGAAAGUGUUUUGUUGUGCUUUCUUUCAUGGUCUGAUGUUUUUGUGUUUUUUACAGCUGUGUGUGAUUGCCUGUUUUCUUUGUUCAAUCCUUCUUUUGUGCUACUGCUGCUGUUAUUCUCUGUUUUCUACCCUGCUGUGUUUUCUGCUGUGUUUUCUGCUGUGUUUUCUGCUAUGUUGGAAAGACCAAUGAAGAAGCCUUUUUUGUGUUUACAA
Molecule: messenger RNA, 2264 nt
Organism: Capsaspora owczarzaki ATCC 30864
Lineage: Eukaryota; Filasterea; Ministeriida; Capsasporidae
Product: inositol-3-phosphate synthase A
Exons: 2
Coding region: 421-2037 (538 amino acids)
Biological process (GO): inositol biosynthetic process; phospholipid biosynthetic process
Cellular component (GO): cytoplasm
Molecular function (GO): inositol-3-phosphate synthase activity
Source: RefSeq, a predicted model, not a curated record